Messenger RNA from Pezoporus flaviventris, 6393 nucleotides. It is a transcript of the gene TP63, whose product is annotated as tumor protein p63. Gene Ontology annotation, molecular function: protein binding; DNA-binding transcription factor activity, RNA polymerase II-specific; RNA polymerase II cis-regulatory region sequence-specific DNA binding. Gene Ontology annotation, biological process: protein tetramerization; apoptotic process; regulation of transcription by RNA polymerase II. Lineage: Eukaryota; Metazoa; Chordata; Aves; Psittaciformes; Psittacidae. The transcript has 15 exons. The record is from RefSeq and is a predicted model, not a curated record. Gene Ontology annotation, cellular component: nucleus. Bases 1551 to 3593 code for a protein of 680 amino acids.
AUGAACUGUAAAGGAUAUAGGCUAAAUAUUUUAGAUGUUUUGAAAGCAGAAAAGCAAAAGCACUUAACAAGAAAUCUCUUUGAUUUCUAGGUUGCUUCCUACAUCUUGCUGCCAAAGUAGAAGCUCCUUGAGCUGAGGAUCUUUCCUUUUCCCCUUCCCCCUACUCCAUACUGCCUUCUAACCACUGACAGUAGGUAAAAAGUAUUCAUGUUUCAGUCCAGUACCUUUAUGUGUCUCACACUGGAGGGCUUUUUCCAUUCCCCUGGGGUUGGGCAGGCCAUGAUUAUCACUCUAAUAGAGUUAAUUAAGAGCCUUAAGGCCCUCAUGAUUUGUUUUCUUUGGGACCAGACCUAUGGCUUGGGCCUCCAAGCUACCUGCUCUGCCUCAACCCUUUCCCUGAAAAAACAGCCAAGCAAAAUCCAGCAACUGGCUCUUCAGGAGCCAUGUGCACCCUACUGCUUUAGCGUGAGCUAGGGGAGUAAAUGUAGAUGUCUUCUCCUUGGCAUGCAGCUGAGCUCCAUUAGCUGCAGUGAACAGCUGAAACCAGGACAUGGACAAUAGCUCAAACAAAUAAAAAUGACCCCUAGAAUUUAAUCAGUAAGACAAGGCACAUCUCAAAGAAGUCCAUCUCCAAGAUGGGCUUGAUGCUCAGAAUGCCAGCAGAGCAGCAGUUUGUUCAGAGAGCAGGUGAAGACCGUCAGGUUAGGUCUAUAAUCACUUAUCCUUAGCACCUGGGAGAGCCAUCCCUUAAAAUGCUAUUCUCCUCUUGCCACAGCCUCAUUCAGCUCAGUAGGAACCUCUGAGAUCAGGGAAGAACCUUUUUUUUUUAAUAACUACAGGAGCAUAGGGUCACUCCUACAUGUGGAAUAAGAUAAAAGGCUUUUAUGUGGGAAUUCUGCUGUCCUCUGGAGAGUUAUAAAGAUCAAAGACUUGAAACGGUGGUUAAUUGCAGCUUUUGAAACUGUGACCACAACAGACUGUUUGAACUAUGGUGUGAGAGAAACUGAGGAUUUCCCCAGGCAACUCUGUGCAGGUACUAGCCACAGAGCUGACAAGGAAAGCUUUCAAAGCACAAUGAAAUGCAGCACAGGAGCUGCACCCAGAAGAGGAAACUCCAGCCAUCUGGAGACGAGGAUGACCAGCGGCCACAGCAGUUUGUAAAAUUGCAAGAGCUGCCAAAAUUAAACUGUGAAGUCAGGCAGGAAGGCAACCAAUGACUGGUGAGAUCAGAAGUUCAGAGAUGCCCCAGAUGAGCUCCCAACAACAAGUGUGGCUGGCGUGCAACAAAGUUUAUUAAGGAUGUUGAGAGGGGGGGAAAGUAUCUGUGCAGAAGAUGCCCAGCUGGUGAGGAGGGACUGGUGGUGAUGCUCAGGUCACUUGAUGAAUCCCAUUGGCCAAGCCCCUGGGAGAUCCCACCCAUUCGCAAGUGUAAAAUAAAUCUCUAAAGUUGUACCUCAUGUACCACUUGACCUUAUUGCAUUUAGCCUGCUGGCUUUAUAUCUAUUUAUUUAUUUUAUUUUGGUUUGUGCCCAAAGAGGGGCUCGAAGGAAAUGAAUUUUGAACCACCACCUUUCACCACCUUGCAGUACUACCCUGAUCCCUGCAUCCAGCGGUUUGUAGAAACUCCGAGCCACUUCUCCUGGAAGGAAAGUUACUACCGAUCAGCCAUGUCCCAGAGCUCGCAGCCCAGGGAAUUCCUCAGUCCAGAGGUGCUCCAGCAUAUCUGGGACUUCCUGGAACAGCCAAUAUGCUCAGUUCAGCCAAUUGAUUUAAACUUCAUUGACACCCCAUCUGAAAAUGGCCCUACUAACAAAAUAGAGAUCAGCAUGGACUGCGUCCGGGUGCAGGACACAGAGCUGAAUGACCCAAUGUGGCCGCAGUACACGAACCUGGGGCUCCUGAACAGCAUGGACCAGCAGAUCCAGAACGGCUCUUCCUCCACCAGUCCCUACAACACUGAGCAUGCACAGAACAGCGUCACGGCCCCUUCGCCUUAUGCCCAGCCCAGCUCGACUUUUGAUGCCCUCUCACCUUCCCCAGCCAUCCCUUCCAACACAGACUACCCAGGACCUCACAGCUUUGAUGUAUCAUUUCAACAGUCUAGCACAGCAAAGUCAGCAACGUGGACGUAUUCCACUGAACUGAAAAAGCUGUACUGCCAGAUUGCCAAGACAUGUCCCAUUCAGAUCAAAGUGAUGACCCCACCACCUCAGGGAGCUGUUAUCAGGGCUAUGCCAGUCUACAAGAAAGCUGAACAUGUCACUGAAGUGGUCAAACGCUGCCCGAACCAUGAGCUGAGCCGGGAGUUCAACGAAGGGCAGAUUGCGCCUCCCAGCCACCUGAUCAGGGUGGAAGGGAACAGCCACGCCCAGUAUGUAGAAGACCCCAUCACUGGGAGGCAGAGUGUGCUGGUCCCCUAUGAGCCGCCCCAGGUUGGUACAGAGUUCACAACAGUCUUGUACAACUUCAUGUGUAACAGUAGCUGCGUGGGAGGGAUGAACCGGCGCCCAAUCCUCAUCAUUGUGACACUGGAAACCAGAGAUGGGCAAGUCUUGGGCCGCCGAUGUUUCGAAGCCCGCAUUUGCGCUUGCCCAGGCAGAGACCGCAAAGCAGAUGAGGACAGCAUCCGCAAGCAGCAAGUCUCUGACAGCACAAAGAAUGGUGAUGGUACGAAGCGCCCUUUUCGACAAGGAACUCAUGGCAUACAGAUGACAUCUAUCAAAAAAAGACGUUCCCCAGAUGAUGAGCUCUUAUACUUGCCAGUGAGGGGACGUGAGACCUAUGAAAUGCUACUAAAGAUCAAAGAGUCCCUGGAACUUAUGCAGUACCUUCCCCAGCACACGAUUGAGACCUACCGCCAACAGCAGCAGCAGCAGCACCAGCACUUGCUCCAGAAGCAGACCUCCAUGCAGUCGCAGUCAUCCUAUGGUUCCAACUCUCCACCACUGAGCAAAAUGAACAGCAUGAACAAGCUGCCCUCGGUCAGCCAGCUAAUUAACCCCCAGCAGCGCAAUGCCCUGACUCCAACAACCAUCCCUGACGGCAUGGGAACCAACAUUCCCAUGAUGGGCACCCACAUGGCCAUGACCGGUGACAUGAAUGGCCUCAGCCCCACGCAGGCGCUGCCUCCUCCCCUCUCCAUGCCUUCAACGUCCCACUGCACCCCCCCUCCUCCGUACCCCACAGACUGCAGCAUCGUCAGCUUCUUAGCGAGGUUGGGCUGCUCAUCCUGUGUGGAUUAUUUCACGACCCAGGGGCUGACCACCAUCUAUCAGAUUGAGCAUUACUCCAUGGAUGAUCUGGUGAGCCUCAAGAUCCCGGAGCAGUUCCGCCAUGCCAUCUGGAAGGGCAUCCUGGACCACCGGCAGCUCCAUGACUUCUCCUCCCCUCCCCACCUCCUGCGCACCCCCAGCGGCGCCUCCACGGUCAGCGUGGGCUCCAGCGAGACGCGAGGGGAGCGGGUUAUCGACGCGGUCCGCUUCACGCUCCGGCAGACCAUUUCCUUCCCUCCCCGCGACGAGUGGAAUGACUUCAACUUUGACAUGGAUGCCAGGCGCAACAAACAGCAACGCAUCAAGGAGGAAGGGGAGUGAGCACCAUGGACCCCGCACCGCCCAGCCUCGGCCACAAACUGCUCAGCCCUUGUCUUCCUUCUGCUUGGUACUGCACCCCUGGACGAAGGGCGGAGGGACCUUCUUGCUCAUUUAUUCUGGGUUAUGCCCUUGAUGCUGUCUAGGUCAUACUCCUGGACCACAACCUCCAGCCCAGCUCUUGCAAGGGGAAGAGCGGGUGGUAUUUCCUUGAAAGCUGUUGACCUUCUCAAGAAGGCGGUGUUCUUGUUUUGUGUUUUCCUUUGGGAAGAGGGUUUCUUUUCUUGACUUUUGAAUCCUCACACACCUUGUGGGCAUCCUGACCUGCAAAGUUGCCUCUCUCAUCCAGUGAUCUUGCUUUGAAAAGCAGGAAGGUGAAAAUUUUCUUAAAAGCAAAAAAAAAAAAAAAACAACAACCCAUUUCAACCCCAAAACCAAAUGCAAAAAAUCCAAAGCCACCAAACUGAACUGGCAGUUCAUCUGAAAAAUAAAUGGGAAUCGGUCUGCUAAACGUUGCACUUAACCAGCCUCUUCCCACGGAGCUGAGUGCUCUGUUCGUGUGUAAUAUUCUCCAGCGGAGACAGCACAUGCACUUUGCUGGGCAGGCCAGUGCUUAGAGCCACCUGCAACUCAUGUUUUCAUUUUCCCUUGCCUUCUCUGGGAAAAAAAAAACCUGCUGUCUCUUCUUGUUUUGAAUUUACAUUCAUAUCUAUGUCCUGGUUUGUUUGUUUCAGGAUAUAAAUGCAAUUACAGCCAUUGGUCACUCUUGAAUUCUGCCCUCGACCCAAACUUUAGCCAUUCUGUACUACUACUGACAUUUAAGCUAGAGAAUUAGGCUUUGCCACAUAUGCAGCCUGGGUAGUUUAGCAUAAGGAUUUGCCUGCCUAGCCUCCAGUUGAACAGAGAACCAACUGAGAGCCUCACACGGAUUUGUAGGGCUUCAGUGAUCCCAAACCCAGACAAUCUUUUACUUGGACCAUGCUAGAUUGAUUUCAUGCCAAGUACAGUAUAACCAUCUUUAGAUAUAUCUGUAAUAGACUGGAGCCUGUUGUGGUUUGUUGUUGGUGACUAUAGACUAAGUGAUGAGCAACUAGAAGUGGAGAGUAAAAAAAGAAAGAUAUUUCCAACUGCCUUGGAACAAGGAUGGGUUCCUGGUAAUAUGAGUGUUGCUACUGCAGAAAGUCAUGUUUACAUGAGAAAUUGAUUCUUCUCUGUGGUUGGUUUUUGGUUUUGUUUUUUGGAUUUGUUUCUUGUGAUUUCUUUAUUGGCUUGACAGCAGCUGUGUUUUGAAGCAUUUCCUCUGGCUGCCAGUGAUCCUGUGGACAAGUAACUGAACAGAGAGCAUGUUUUCACAUUUAUAUUGGCCAAGGUAGUGAGACUCUAACAUAUACAAAACAAACCUAAAUGGAGGAGCUCAGCAUGGCUGCUUUCAAGUUGGUCUGCUCUUUUUAACAGUAAGCCUGACUUUUUGUUGUUUUUUUUCUUUUUAGCUGAGGAAAGAUGAAAAAGCAGCUUAAAUCACUUGUCAUCCUACCUUGCUAUAACCAAAUCAUCUCGUUUCAAUGCAGUGGCUUUUUUCUGGGCCCUGCUAUGUGCCAUGUAUUUCAUAUAAGCCUGAUAUUGUUAGCAUCCUGCUCCAUCUGUCUGUUGUGCCAGGUCUAUGUUGCAUUCAAAGACUGCCUUUCAGUAACUGUGCAAGCCUAUUUUGGAUAGCUUUAAAUGGUAUUGCAAGAUUGUUACCCUGUAAAGUGUGUAUAUAAAUAUUUUUUUGUAUGUGUAAUAUUUGUUUCCUACAGCAUAACAUGCCAAUUUUUAUUUCUUCUUGGGCUACCGGGUCUGACAGAACCACAAUAAAAUGUUGUUUGUUUUUCUGUUUUUGUUUUUUUUUAAUUAUUAUUUUUAUGCAGAACGCUUACAGUAUAACUUGUAACAAAUGGCUCGUCACUGGACAAAUAUAUUUGUAUUUUUCAUACUGAGAUUCCUGUGUUACUUUGCAGUUGAGGGGGUGGGGAGCAGGUACUGGAAGCCUGUUUUAUCAUUUAUUUUGUAACACUUCAAAGAGCAGUGUCCUAGAUUUCAAAGUAUUUAACAUGCUCAGUGUGAAAACUUACUAUGUCUUUUUUUUGUUGUUGUUUUCCUAUAUGCUACAAAAGAAGCAAGUCAUCCUGCUCUUGACUUGGUGCAAGAAUUAAUUCAGCUGGGCAGUGUUAGUGCAGGGAAAGUGUUAGUGUUGGAUACUUUGCAGAUUCCUGGAGGUGAAUUGGGCUGUGCCCUUCUCACCUCCCAAGGUUUUGCAUUACCAUUGUGUAAUCUUUCUGAGCUGCUUCAUAUUGUACCAACAUUGAUGCGAAAAUACUGUCAUUUUAGGAACUAGGAAGCUUCUGACUAUAAGGGUUAAUGCAGUUAAGGCUGUGCCCAGAGUCUGGGUGCAAGAACUUCAGUAUCUGCCUUUCAACUCAGCAGUGAGAAGGUCAGCAGUCUGCUUUUCUGCUGCAUCACUAAUGAUUAAAAUAUAUGCUGUGAAAACCUUUCUACUGUAUACCGCUAUGGAGCCCACUUCUGUAUAACUGGAAUCUUCAAGUGAGUUUGAACUGCUGUAGCUUUUACCCUCCUCUGUAGAGCUGUGAUUUUUUUUUUUGUUUGUUGUUUUUUUUUUUUUGAUACAUCAAAGCAUAUGGGUUAAUUGAGCUGAGAAUCUGCCAAUGCUUGUAGCAAUGACAGUGUUGCCUGCACCAAGACCUGUGUGUACUUUGGAACACCUUGUUGUUGAAGUCGGUGAAAAUAAAAGCCAAAGUGAAAAUGA